AUGUUUACUACAAACAACAUCCAAGCAGCAACGGGCACUCCGAUCGGUAUACAGUAUCAAACGACCACUGCCGACAUCAACAAAGGCAACAAGCUGGAGGGCCAAAAGACGAAUCAGCAGGCGCCGGAAUUUUCGACGUUCUACGCCAAUGUGAAUAUGAUACAAAAGCUAACGCCAACGUCGCAGGCAUUGAGCACCGUGAACCUGGCGCAGCUUUCCGAUGAGACAAAGACGGUACAAUAUUUACAACCAUUCAGUUAUGCAAACUGUGCGCUGGUUAACCAGAUGCCGAUUCCGAAUGGCGUUACCGGGAUUACUGUGGAUGGCAGACAGCUUGUCGUCAACAAACCCAUCACGAACACCAUCUCCAACAUCAGUUUCAAGUGCGAUGUGUGCGGUUUGAUGUUUAAUCACCUUACGUUGCUGAACCACCACAAGCGUACCCACAACCAGGAUGGCGAAACGACAUCGGAUGCCAUAACGGUAGUAACGCAAGCUCAGAAUUUAGUGCAGGCACAAAAUCUCAUCUCCGAAACGGGUCAAAACCUUGGUCAGAUUCAGAUUGUCGCCACGGAGGCGCUUGAUCCGGCACCACAGCAACAGCUGCAGCAUGCCCAGGACGCUCAGCAACAGCAAGCCCAGGCACAGGCUCAAGCACAAGCGCAACAGCAAGUGCAACAGCAGCAGCAGGCCCAACAGCAAGCUCAACAGCAGCAACAACAACAACAACAGCAAGCGCAGCAACAGCAACAGGUUGCAACACAUACGACCAAGGCUGACAAAUCGCAGAAGUGUAUCUCCUGCAACGGGCCCAUCCAUAGCAACCCAAAGCGAAAGGGGCCGAAGCUGAUCCGUUGCGAAACCUGCAUCAACAAUGAUGGUGCACAACCUGUGGCCAGAACGACACAAAUCUUCGUUGCACCGGACGGUGACAUAAAGUUCGAAAUCGGCGAAAUACCGAACGCAUCCAAUAGUAACUCGUCGAUGGAUUCACUGAUGCCGGGACAGAUGAACACGAUCAAGGCAGAGCAUUCGCUCAUAACACAACAGAAUGCCCACCCGGUGAAAAAACGAAACGCCGCCACUGUAACAAAAUGUAACAAAUGUAACGGUUCUGGUGUAAUUAUUGUUGGUGCUGCCCAGAAGAAGCUAAUGCAUUCAUCACAAAUCCACCAGCAACCUGAAAAGCCGUUCACUUGCAACACGUGUGGAGGAAGGUUCUCGCGCUAUUCCAGUUUGUGGUCGCACAAGAAGUUGCACACGGGUGAGAAAAAUUACAAGUGUAACGUGUGUGGUAUAGCAUUCGCAAAGGCGGUUUAUUUGAAGAAUCACAUGCGCAUACAUACCGGCGAAAAACCGUACAAAUGCGGAACCUGCGGAAUGCAGUUCUCACAGUCGCCACACUUAAAGAACCACGAGCGAACUCACAGCGGAGAGAAACCAUACGUUUGUGAGGUAUGUGACAAAGGUUUUGCUCGUCAUGCCACACUUUGGAAUCAUCGCCGUAUACACACCGGAGAAAAACCGUACAAAUGCAACCGCUGUCAGUCUGCAUUCAGCCAGGCUGCUCAUUUAAAGAAUCACGAAAAAGUGCACUCCGGUUUAAAACCUUUCAAGUGUGACAUCUGUUCGGCCUCUUUUGCUGAUCGUUUCGCACUAAAGAGGCAUCGAGGUAUUCAUGAAAAAUAUGGUCAAACCACUCCAUUGCAUCAAAACCAGCAGCAACAACAAGCAACUCAGCAAGUAGUCACCCAACAGGUUGUCCAUAAAGAGGAAGUAAUCGAGAUGGAGGAAAAACCUCGAGACGUUAUCAUCGGAAUGUAG
Molecule: messenger RNA, 1824 nt
Organism: Anopheles marshallii
Lineage: Eukaryota; Metazoa; Arthropoda; Insecta; Diptera; Culicidae
Gene: Clamp
Product: zinc finger protein 83
Exons: 9
Coding region: 1-1824 (607 amino acids)
Biological process (GO): regulation of transcription by RNA polymerase II; central nervous system development
Cellular component (GO): nucleus
Molecular function (GO): RNA polymerase II cis-regulatory region sequence-specific DNA binding; DNA-binding transcription factor activity, RNA polymerase II-specific
Source: RefSeq, a predicted model, not a curated record